Molecule: messenger RNA, 969 nt
Organism: Colletotrichum chrysophilum
Lineage: Eukaryota; Fungi; Ascomycota; Sordariomycetes; Glomerellales; Glomerellaceae
Exons: 3
Coding region: 1-969 (322 amino acids)
Cellular component (GO): cytoplasm
Molecular function (GO): aldehyde-lyase activity
Source: RefSeq, a predicted model, not a curated record
AUGUCAGUCAUGGGCGAGGAAUACAAGAACGUUGCCGCGCAGGGCAUGAACGCGUACGCCGCGCCCUCGCUCUUCCAACCUCACAAGGCUCGCCAAGCCAUCCGCGAUGCCCACGAGAAGAAGAUUCCCCCAUUGAUGUGCUACUAUGCUGGCCUCAGCUCUCUUCCCAUUACACGAUUCCUCGCCCCCAUGGGCUACGAUGCCGUAUGGAUCGACUGGGAGCACACUUCCUGCAACGUUGAGACAAUGACAUCUAUGGUCCACGAAGCCAUCUUCAUGAGCCAGGGCCGUACCAUCCCCUUUGUUCGCGUCCCCGGCCACGACCACGCCGCCAUCGGCUACGCCCUCGACUGCGGCGCCUCCAUCGUCGUCCCGCAGGUCGAGACGGUCGAGGAGGCCAAGCACGUCCUCUCGGCGGCCAAGUACGGCACCAAGCAGAACGGUACGCGCUCGGCGCCGCCCUUCCGGCUGAUCCCCUUCCUCACCGACACGCCGUACGACCCCAAGUCGGACAUUCACAAGUGCGUCAACAACCAGGCCGCCGUGAUGAUCCAGAUCGAGACGGCGCAGGGCGUGCGCAACCUCGACGACAUCCUGACGCAGUGCCCGGACAUCGACGUCGUCUGGCUCGGCUCGCUCGACGCGCGCGUGAGCAUGAACCUGCCGGCCAACAUGGGCGGCCCGCAGGACGAGCCCGAGUGGCUCGAGAUCCAGAAGCUCUUCUUCGAGACGAUGGACAAGCACGACAAGCCGUACGCGGGCUUCGCGUUCGCGACGCCGCCGUACGGAAGCCCCGAGAAGCUGCAGGAGGCGGCGAAGCGCAUGAGCUUGAUCUCGAUGUCGGCGGAUGUGCUGCACCUCGGCAUGAUGGCGAUGGAUCUGCAGCAGGCGAAGCAGAUUGUCGGGCCGGUUGGGCAGAAGAAUGGGGACGCGAAGAAGAACGGGGAGAAUGGAGAGAAUGGCAAGUGA